AUGACUGACUUUAUGUCUGGACAAAGUUGUGUGGAUGAUCAAGUUGGAGGACGAACGGAGCGUACGUGUGGCCCGUGUUUAAAAAAGGACAAAAGAACAACAGCGAAAGUGUUUUGCAAUACUUGUUUACAGUAUCAAUGUUCAGAAUGUGCCACUGUUCACGAGAAGUUUUCUUUCAUGUCAGGUCACGAUAUUGAACCAGUUGGCGACGAAAAGCAAGAUGGACGUAGACAAGACGAUGAUGAUUUAGCAUCUGGUUCAACCGAUGCAUUGGAGUCACUUACCUUAUCAAGUGAUUUCGAAAGCUCAUUUACAGACGUUACUCCUAUGGACAUGACUGGGCUGGAUGCGUGUGAAAACCAUCGCAAACUGUUUGAAAUAUACUGUAAGGAUCAUGACAAACUGUGUUGCUCCUUGUGUGCUAUCGAGUUUCAUAAAUCAUGCAAAGAAGUAAAAGCUAUAGAUAAAUACGUUAGAGAUGUCAACUUUGAACCUUCAGAUCUUCUUGUUGAAAUGAUGGCAGCGUGUUCCACUGCGGCAGCUCUACAGAAACGUUACAAACACAGUCGAGAAAGUAUUGAACGGAACAAAAAAGAAAUUCCAGAGGUAAUGAAAAAGAUACAGGAGUGUACAACUACACAUAUCAAUAAUAUGCAGACUGAAGUAAUGGCAGAGGCAUUUAAAGAAAAAUCUAAAUUUCUGGGCGAGCUUGAAGAAAAACAGAAAAUAUGUGAUAAGAUGUUACAAGAACUGGAUGAAUUGUUGCAAGCAUUUAAGAAAGUGGUCGAAAGUGGCUCUGUAGAAAUGAUUUUCAUUGCAUAUCAUAAAAUCCAAACAGUUCUGAAGCAAUUUGAAAAAGAAACUAAAAAGAUAGACUCUGAACUGUUUGAUGUUGAUGUAUGCCUUCAAUUUGACGAUCAACUUUCAACCCUGCUGAAUACGACUGAUGAUUUUGUGACUGUACAUAUUGAUAAGUCUAUUUCCGAAGGUGGGCCCCUCCCCGUUAUAAGGCCACUCAAGCAAACUCACAUUUUGACGUCCGAUGCCAAACAAGACGCCGGUCUCAAAGGGAGUGCCUCCUAUGUUGCUAUGGAUUUUCUUCGGGAUGGAAAACUCAUCGCUGCUGAAUCUAUAAAUAAUGUUUGCGUCAUAUUUGAUGACAAACUGGUCAAACUUGAAACUUGCAAACUUGAGUGCACACCUCAGGGACUUGCCGUGCUUUCAAACAAUACCUUUGCAAUAUCUGGAUCACUGUCGGGCUUAUUCUCGCGUUCGAGAUAUCUUCAAAUAUAUGAGAUUGACACAAACAGCAAAAUUACUAUGACAAAAUCUCAUACGAUUAAUGACGACUUCGGUCAAAUCUGGUGUAUGAACAUUGAAACGAUUCUGGCUGUGACUGUCGGAGACAAGCGUGUUGUCAGGAAGUUUGAUUUACAAAAUGGUUCCACGACUGACUUGAAGUUUCCUUUAAAUGAUAAGAAAUAUGAAAAGGAAAAUUGCGCCAUCGCAUACCUGAACACCCGAGAUACAAUUGUUUUGUCAGACAAGGCUGAAGACGCUGUGCUUUAUUUCAACAUGCAGGGAAAAGCUACGGAAACUAAAACUGUGAAAGACGGUGCAAUCAAGGGACCAACUGGGUUAUGUGUCGGUCCUCUUGAAUGCAUUUUCGUCUGCAGUGCACACAACAUCAUUGUGCAAAUAUCACCAACCGCCAGAGUUAUUUGCUACUAUCCGCUUCACGUGCAGCUACCGACUGCCAUCAGUGCUACAAAGGAUUGCAAGAAAAUGGUCGUGUUUGGUGGAACGAAUGAGGAGAAAAAAAUCCAGUUGUUCAGCUUGGAAUGA
Molecule: messenger RNA, 1845 nt
Organism: Mya arenaria
Lineage: Eukaryota; Metazoa; Mollusca; Bivalvia; Myida; Myidae
Exons: 1
Coding region: 1-1845 (614 amino acids)
Molecular function (GO): zinc ion binding
Source: RefSeq, a predicted model, not a curated record